AUGGCUACCAGCAUGGCCAGAGUGUUCAAACUGUUCGGUUUGCUGUGUUUAGUGGUGACGAUCGCGGCCGAUGUUCGCGUAAAGCGCCAAGACGAGGACCUCGAUCCGGACUCGAUCAAUGUGGAGGAACUGUGCAAGGACCGGCCGGGUGAUGAAUACUUCCGCCUGAGCACGGACGGUGACUGCCGCGAAGUAGUGAGGUGCGACGAUGCGGGCGAAAAUGGCAUCACGCGGCUCGCCAAAGUUCGUUGCCCGACCGGGCUGUACUUUGACGUGCUGCGCCAAACGUGCGAUUGGAAAACGAACGUGAAAACGUGCGACCUGAUAGGAAAGCCACGUAAGGUUCUACCAAUCCUAAAGACGGACGAACCGAUCUGUCCGGAGGGUAAGCUGUCUUGCGGUAAUGGUGAAUGUAUCGACAAGGAGCUGUUCUGUAACGGCAAGCCCGACUGCAAGGAUGAAUCGGACGAGAAUGCGUGUACCGUUGAACUUGACCCGAACCGUGCCCCGGACUGUGACCCGACGCAGUGUGUGCUGCCGGAUUGUUUCUGCUCGGCCGACGGUACCCGCAUACCCGGCAACAUUGAACCGCAGCAGGUACCGCAGAUGAUCACGAUCACGUUCAACGGUGCGGUCAACGUGGACAAUAUCGAUCUGUACGAGGACAUCUUUAACGGGCAGCGCCAGAACCCGAACGGCUGCCAGAUCCGCGGUACGUACUUCGUGUCGCACAAGUACACGAACUACUCGGCCGUGCAGGAUCUCCACCGCAAGGGGCACGAAAUUUCCGUCUUCUCGCUCACGCACAAGGACGACCCGAACUACUGGACGCAGGGCACGUACGACGACUGGCUGGCGGAGAUGGCCGGUGCCCGUUUGAUCGUGGAACGUUUCGCAAACAUUACCGACGGUUCGAUCAUUGGCGUGCGGGCGCCCUAUCUGCGCGUCGGCGGCAACAAGCAGUUCGAGAUGAUGGCCGAUCAGUUCUUCGUGUACGAUGCGUCGAUCACCGCUUCGCUGGGCCGUGUGCCGAUCUGGCCGUACACGCUGUACUUCCGCAUGCCGCACAAGUGCAACGGUAACGCACACAACUGCCCGUCCCGUUCGCAUCCGGUGUGGGAGAUGGUAAUGAACGAGCUGGACCGGCGUGACGAUCCGACGUUCGAUGAAUCGCUGCCCGGUUGUCACAUGGUUGACUCUUGCUCGAACAUUCAGUCCGGCGAACAGUUCGGACGGCUGCUGCGUCACAACUUCAACCGCCACUACAAUAGCAACCGUGCGCCGCUCGGUCUCCAUUUCCACGCGUCCUGGCUCAAGUCGAAGAAGGAGUACCGCGAGGAGCUGAUCAAGUUCAUCGAGGAGAUGCUUGGCCGUAACGAUGUGUUCUUCGUCACCAUGCUGCAGGUCAUCCAGUGGAUGCAGAACCCGACCGAACUGAACGCGCUCCGUGACUUCCAGGAGUGGAAGGAAAAGUGCGACGUUAAGGGUCAACCUUACUGCUCGCUGCCCAACGCCUGUCCGCUGACCACCCGCGAGCUGCCCGGCGAGACGCUGCGACUCUUCACGUGCAUGGAGUGCCCGAACAACUACCCAUGGAUUCUUGACCCCACCGGUGACGGUUUCUCCAAGAAGUAA
This is a messenger RNA of Anopheles marshallii, 1635 nucleotides long. RefSeq names its product chitin deacetylase 1 (gene verm). Gene Ontology annotation, biological process: carbohydrate metabolic process. NCBI's taxonomy places the organism in Eukaryota, Metazoa, Arthropoda, Insecta, Diptera, Culicidae. The transcript is spliced from 5 exons. The record is from RefSeq and is a predicted model, not a curated record. Gene Ontology annotation, molecular function: protein binding; chitin binding. The coding region runs from base 1 to 1635 and encodes 544 amino acids. Gene Ontology annotation, cellular component: extracellular region.